Diorhabda sublineata is the source of this 1443-nucleotide messenger RNA. RefSeq lists its product as uncharacterized. Bases 178 to 1074 code for a protein of 298 amino acids. Gene Ontology annotation, cellular component: cytosol. The record is from RefSeq and is a predicted model, not a curated record. Gene Ontology annotation, molecular function: pyridoxal kinase activity. NCBI's taxonomy places the organism in Eukaryota, Metazoa, Arthropoda, Insecta, Coleoptera, Chrysomelidae. Gene Ontology annotation, biological process: pyridoxal 5'-phosphate salvage. The transcript is spliced from 5 exons.
GACAUCUCUCCUCAAUAUGUCAGGUGCUGUUUUGAUUUUAGUGUUCCAUAGAUAUAUAGCAAUGCGUUUGCUAUCAAAAUAGAUAAUGUAAACAAAUAAUGACUUUAUAAAUGGAUUACAGGUCGAGGAAUUGUUCAGUUCGUAGUAAAAAGAGCUAGUAGAUUGAGUAAUUUCAUAAUGUCCCAAGAAACUGCCAGAGUUCUUUCCAUUCAAAGUCAUGUGGUUUCGGGAUAUGUUGGAAAUAAAAGUGCCGUAUUCCCCAUGCAAUUGUUGGGAAUAGAGGUGGAUUUUAUAAAUUCUGUACAAUUUUCGAAUCAUACAGGAUAUAAAAUGUUUAAAGGACAAAUUUUAACAGAAAACGAUUUAUCAGAUUUAAUUGAUGGUUUGAAUGCUAAUGAUUUAGAUGUUUACACUCAUUUACUAACGGGUUACAUCGGAUCUAAAUCUUUUUUACACCAGAUUCUUAACGUUGUAGAAAAUUUGAGAAAAAAGAAUCCUAAUUUAAUAUACGUUUGUGACCCAGUUAUGGGGGAUAAUGGUCGUUUAUAUGUACCAAAAGAAUUGGUUCCUAUUUAUAGGGACUCUGUAGUGAAAUUAGCUAAUAUUAUAACACCAAAUUUAUUUGAAUUGCAAUUAUUAACUGAUGUUAAGAUAAAUAAUAAACAAGAUAUUUGGGAAGCUGUUACAAUUUUACAUUCUAAAGGUGUUGAAACUGUGGUUAUAUCUUCGGUUGAAAUCCCCGAACUACCAGGAUUUUUGUGUGUAUUUGCGAGCAGAAAUACUGGAGGAAAAGAUGAACGGUAUUGUAUGGAAAUCAAAAAAAUUCCUAUGAGUUUUACCGGUUCCGGAGAUUUAUUCGCAGCUUUAAUAUUAUCUUGGAUGCAUAAGAGUAACAACGAUUUGAAAGAGUCUUUGGAAAACACCAUAGCGUCGUUACACGCAAUAUUAGAAAGGACGUUUGAAUCUUGCAAAGGUUUAGAGCGAAACGCCCGCAACAAAGAAUUGAAACUACUACAAAGCAAACUCGAUAUAGAACAACCAAAAAUUAUAUUUAAAGCCAAUAUCGUACCUUGAAACACAUUUUUCAAUUAUUUGUAGUAAAUUUUAAUUAUAUUGACAAGUAACUCGAUAUAUUCCAUAAUUUUAAGUAUUAUUGGUAAAUCUUGGUACAAAUAUUCAAAUAGUUUCAUGGAAAUUUGUUUGUACAACAAAAUUUUCUUGGAAAAGUUUUAGUAAGACCAUAAAUUUGGUUAUUUUCAAUGAAAUCUUUGGGAUAUUACAAAAAAUUUAUAAAUAGGGAAACUAUAAAGGAAAUAGAGAGUGUUGUUAACACUAGGGGCUUCUUUUUACUUUGAUCUAGAUUCGCCAAUCUUUGAACUUGUCUUCUACAUAAAUACCCAUAAAAUGUUUUUUUUUUUUAAAUAAAACAUACAUUUAAAUCUG